Peniophora sp. CBMAI 1063 is the source of this 255-nucleotide messenger RNA. The record is from the annotation of a GenBank genome assembly. Lineage: Eukaryota; Fungi; Basidiomycota; Agaricomycetes; Russulales; Peniophoraceae.
AUGUUCCCCACCUCCUUCGUCUCUGCAGUCUUCAUCGCGCUCGCCGCCAUCACGAGUGUGCGUGCCGAGACGCACACAAUCUCGUUCGUCAACAACUGCGGCUUUGGAACCCCUACCCUCGUCAGCCAGAGCGGCGUGAUCCUAUCGACGGGCGCACCUUACACCGCCAACGGAGAGAUCGUGGGCGCUAUUGCCUACCUGCAGACCGGUGCUUGCGGUCUAAACGGUACUGUCUCACCGUGGAGACGACCUUGA